GGGAGAGCGGAUAUAGUGAAUGCGGGGUCUGGGGAGAGCGGAUAUAGUGAAUGCGGGGUCCGGGGAGAGCGGUUAUAGUGAAUGCAGGGUCCAGGGAGAGCGAGGAUAUAGUGAAUGCAGGGUCCAGGGAGAGCCGGAUAUAGUGAAUGCGGGGUCCAGGGAGACCGGAUAUAGUGAAUGCGGGGUCCGGGAGAGCGGAUAUAGUGAAUGCGGGGUCCGGGGAGAGCGGAUAUAGUGAAUGCAGGGGUCCGGGGAGACCGGAUAUAGUGAAUGCGGGGUCCGGGGAGAGCGGAUAUAGUGAAUGCAGGGUCCGGGGAGAGCGGAUAUAGUGAAUGCAGGGUCCGG
Messenger RNA from Staurois parvus, 345 nucleotides. NCBI's taxonomy places the organism in Eukaryota, Metazoa, Chordata, Amphibia, Anura, Ranidae. The record is from the annotation of a GenBank genome assembly.